Messenger RNA from Closterium sp. Naga37s-1, 1698 nucleotides. The record is from the annotation of a GenBank genome assembly. Lineage: Eukaryota; Viridiplantae; Streptophyta; Zygnematophyceae; Desmidiales; Closteriaceae.
AUGCACGGCGGGACCGUUCCUGCGACCGUUGAAAACCCCAAAACUCACGGGUUGAGGGUGCUGCGGAACGGGAUGAAGGAGUACAUCCAGAGAUGCGUCGCUGAUGAACAUUCGGCGUUGUCGUCCCAUACUGGCAGGCCAGCAGCUGACGCACUGGACGACGACGUCGGCGAAACAUCGACAGCAUCCCAAACAGGCGUGGUCGCCCCCCUGGAGAUUGAUGCGACAACGAUUUUUACAAGCGGGCACAAGGAGGAUGAGGAGGAGGAGGAGGAGGAGGAGGAGGAGGAGGAGGAGGAGGAGGAGGAGGAGGAGGAGGAGUUGGAGGUGGACGGGAAGGAUAAGGAGCGGGGGAAGGAUAAGGGUAAGGCGUCGGACGAGGAGGAUCACGGCGGGAUGGGGAAGGACGUGGACGUCGAUAUGGUGAGCGGCGCGAAGGACAACGUUCUAUACGUGGAUGAUGCCGACGUGAUGAUCGUCGGCGAACGGGGUAACAUUGUUGGCACGAUGUCGACCGGCGUGGCAGGGCCGAAUGGGGCCUCGACCGGCAAGGACGGGGGGGACAAGUCCCAAAAGAAGACGCCGCCUCAUGCCUCUGAGAAGCCUCACGGUCUUGCGAGCGAUGUUGCAGGGCGGCAGGACGUCGGCCGUCAAGUAGAAGCUGUGGGCGUACAGGCAGACAUGGUGCUCCCCACCGCUCACACGGCAACUGAUGGCGGUGCAAGAACCAGGCUGGGACCGACUGUCGUGGUCGCGGGGCCAUCCGUCGUCGAACAGGCGUCGUCGAUUCCCCUGCAGCAACACGCAGUCGAAGUCCCUGCGGCUAGCCGCGCUUCUACUCUCCUGUCUGCCACCCCGGAGCAGGAGGCGAUCGCUCAAUUGAUGAAGGCGGACGUGGCGGCGAAUGAGCUCAGGGCCCAGCUCGAGCUCCUUGCGCGUGGCACGGCUGUGCAUCCGCCGGCCGCCGACGUUGCUGGUGUCGCCGACGCAGCAUGUCGCUCGGGUACUCAGCUCAUCAACGUCCCCUCGUUCAGUGCCCCAGCGACAGCGCCCCGCGUCACCGCACAUACACCAACGGACCCGAUCUCCGCAUUGCUUCUCGCCCAGCUUGACGCACGUAGCGCAGCAGCACCACCCCCCCCUCCGCCGACAUCGGGCACUAGCGCAACGCCGACCUCGGGACUUAGCGCAACGCCGACCUCGGUGACAGUGGGCAAGGUCACACACCAUGCCGCGGCAGCAAAAACGCCAGCACCCCCACCCGUGCGGACUUUUGUUGGGGCGGCGACAGAGAAGGGUGUGCAAGCUACGCUGGCCACCGGCGGCGGCGCGGGUGACAUGGAGAUAGACCCACCAUUGAACGAUAUCGUCUUCCACGAUGAGGAUAUCGCUGCCAUCCAAGCCGACGUGGACGCAGUCGUACUCGCCGAACAGCCAUCUGCGCCAGCCAUCUCGGCCACCGCACCUGUGGAGGCGAGUCAGGCGGUGGUUCAGCGGGGCCCAAGGAUGUUUGGGAUGUCGUCGGCGAGGGAAAGGCAAAACGGAAGGGGGAAGGCCGCCGCAGGGAAAGAGAAGGCGAGGUCGGAGAAAGAACGCAAGGGUUAUGGAAUUAGGGUGGACAUGACGGGCGGCGGUAAAGGGUGGCAGGGUGAGAUGAAGCUCGGCGGCAAGACAGCAAGAUCCUCCUGGACGAGAUGA